AGAGAUGGAAAAUCCUGAGACAGGUAUAAGUAGCUGCACUUCUCAUGAAGAGGAAAAUCGCUGCACCUUUAACCAGCAAACAUCUCCAUCUGAGAAGCUUCUGUUAGAAGACCAGAUGAGGCGAAAACUCAAAUUCUUUUUCAUGAAUCCUUGUGAGAAGUUCUGGGCUCGAGGUAGAAAGCCAUGGAAACUUGCCAUACAAAUUCUAAAAAUUGCAAUGGUGACUAUCCAGCUGGUCCUUUUUGGACUAAGUAACCAGAUGGUGGUAGCUUUUAAAGAAGAGAACACUAUAGCAUUCAAACACCUCUUCCUAAAAGGCUAUAUGGACCGAAUGGAUGACACGUAUGCAGUGUACACACAAAAUGAUGUGUAUGAUCAGAUCGUCUUUGCAAUGAACCGGUACUUGGAGCUGCACAACAUUUCAGUUGGGAAUCACGCUUAUGAAAACAAGGGGACCAAGCAGUCUGCUAUGGCAAUCUGUCAGCAUUUCUACAAGCAAGGAAGCAUCUGUCCUGGAAAUGACACUUUUGACAUUGAUCCCGAAAUUGAAACAGAAUGUUUCUUUGUAGAACCGGGUGAGGCUUUUCAUAUUGGAACAUCAGAAGAAAAUAAACUCAACUUCACGCUGGACUUCCACAGACUGGUGACAGUGGAGCUUCAGUUUAAACUGAAAGCCAUUAACCUGCAGACAGUUCGUCAUCAGGAGCUCCCUGACUGCUAUGAUUUUACUCUGACUAUAACAUUUGACAACAAAGCUCAUAGUGGAAGAAUUAAGAUAAGUUUAGAUAAUGACAUUUCCAUCCGGGAAUGUAAAGACUGGCAUGUAUCUGGAUCAAUUCAGAAGAACACUCAUUACAUGAUGAUCUUUGAUGCUGCUGUCAUUCUGACUUGCUUGUCUUCGUUACUCCUCUGCUUCAGGUCUGUGGUUAGAGGACUUCAGCUUCAACAGGAAUUUGUCAAUUUUUUCCUCUUCCAUUAUAAGAAGGAAGUUUCUGUUUCUGAUCAAAUGGAAUUUGUCAAUGGAUGGUACAUUAUGAUUAUCAUUAGUGACAUACUGACAAUCAUUGGAUCAAUUCUGAAAAUGGAAAUCCAAGCUAAGAGUCUAACAAGUUAUGAUGUCUGUAGCAUAUUUCUUGGGACUUCUACCUUGCUCGUGUGGCUUGGAGUCAUCCGGUACCUCGGUUUCUUCCAGAAGUACAAUCUCCUUAUUCUGACCCUUCAGGCAGCGUUGCCCAAUGUCAUCAGGUUUUGCUGCUGUGCAGCUAUGAUUUAUUUAGGCUAUUGCUUCUGUGGAUGGAUUGUGCUGGGCCCUUACCAUGACAAGUUCCGUUCUCUGAACAGGGUCUCUGAGUGCCUUUUCUCCCUGAUAAAUGGAGAUGAUAUGUUUGCCACAUUUGCAAAAAUGCAGGAAAAAAGUUACUUGGUCUGGAUGUUUAGUAGAAUUUACCUCUACUCGUUCAUCAGCCUCUUUAUAUACAUGAUUUUAAGCCUUUUUAUUGCGCUGAUCACAGAUACAUAUGAAACGAUUAAGCACUACCAGCAGCAUGGAUUCCCAGAGACUGAACUUCAUACCUUUAUAUCAGAAUGCAAGGACUUACCCAAUUCUGGAAAAUACAGAUUAGAAGAGGAAUCUCCAGUAUCUUUGUUCUGCUGUUGUAAAAAGUAGCUAUUAGGUUUAUCUGUGUUCUAGAGGAAAAUAUAAUAUGUAGCUGAAUUAAGAGACUAUUUGAAUAUUUUGAGAUCAGGUGCAGUAUGUUCAAAUACUAUUAUUUAAAGCUAAUUAUAGCUAUAGCUCACCAAGAACUUUUUGUAUUUUAAAAAUAAUACUUAAUGUCCUUGCUGUUUUAUACUGGGUUUACUUUUAAAGAGUAAUUUUGAUGAGGGAAGCUAUU
Marmota flaviventris (yellow-bellied marmot) is the source of this 1892-nucleotide messenger RNA. It is a transcript of the gene Mcoln3, whose product is annotated as mucolipin TRP cation channel 3. NCBI's taxonomy places the organism in Eukaryota, Metazoa, Chordata, Mammalia, Rodentia, Sciuridae. The record is from RefSeq and is a predicted model, not a curated record. Gene Ontology annotation, cellular component: plasma membrane; lysosomal membrane. Gene Ontology annotation, molecular function: NAADP-sensitive calcium-release channel activity.